AGACAUAGUGGCGUUUGGAACAAAACAAAUUAGAGGUUAGCCAAUGUCGAGCAACACUUCCAAGCAAGCCAAGAAAGCAGGAGCCAAUUAGAAGGCAACAAUCGGAGAGGAGGAGGAGACAGAGAAACGUGCACACUACAAUUAAUAAGAUCUCAGGACAAAGCGCGCGCGCGAGAGAGAGAGAGAACUAGGAAAGGAUGCAAGAUCAGACGACCACGACGACGAGCUCGCCGCCUUCCAGCUGCAGCGAUAGGUCGACGUCCAGCUCCGCGCCACAGACGGAUCGCUCCAAAGAAGGGAUGGACAGCGACGAAGACAUAGGGAGGGUGCCGGAGUUCGGGCUGGAGCAGAGAUCAGGCCAAUCGACGUCAGGACGGGAGCAGGCUGUGGCGGCGGCACCCGGGACGUCGUCGUCUGCGGCGCAGACCAGCGGCAGCGGCCGCCGCCGCGGCCGCAGCCCGGCCGACAAGGAGCACCGGCGUCUCAAAAGGUUGCUGAGGAACCGGGUGUCCGCGCAGCAGGCGCGGGAGAGGAAGAAGGCGUACGUGGGUGAACUGGAGGUGAAGGUAAACGACCUGGAGAAGAGAAACUCGGAGCUAGAGGAGAGGCUCUCCACACUGCAGAACGAGAACCAAAUGCUUAGACAGAUACUGAAGAACACCACUGGAAACAGGAGAGGACCAGGGGGCAGUGGUGCCGGCGGAGACAGCAGUAGUGGCCAAUAGCAACACAGUGCAUUGGCAUGUGACAUCUGGAAUCAUCUGCCGCUCGUAGAAUGGUCGAACAAGAAAUUACUAAAAGGGCGGCAGCUCGGUCCUUGAUUAAUCUUAAUUAAUUUAGUGUGUCAUUUAAUAACUAGAUGCAACAGGGAAAGAGUGAUGUGUCAUGCAUAUGUGAUUUAAGCCAUGCAUCAGCAUGAUGUAAUUAAAAUGUGUACUGCAAUUGAUCCCUACAACGCGUAUACAUGUCAUAUGUGAUUUUAA
Brachypodium distachyon (stiff brome) is the source of this 983-nucleotide messenger RNA. RefSeq names its product transcription factor HY5. NCBI's taxonomy places the organism in Eukaryota, Viridiplantae, Streptophyta, Magnoliopsida, Poales, Poaceae. The coding region runs from base 198 to 725 and encodes 175 amino acids. Gene Ontology annotation, biological process: regulation of photomorphogenesis; positive regulation of transcription by RNA polymerase II; response to red light. The record is from RefSeq and is a predicted model, not a curated record. The transcript has 4 exons. Gene Ontology annotation, molecular function: DNA-binding transcription factor activity, RNA polymerase II-specific. Gene Ontology annotation, cellular component: nucleus.